Messenger RNA from Anguilla anguilla (European eel), 1957 nucleotides. RefSeq names its product caspase-8-like. Bases 175 to 1722 code for a protein of 515 amino acids. NCBI's taxonomy places the organism in Eukaryota, Metazoa, Chordata, Actinopteri, Anguilliformes, Anguillidae. The transcript has 10 exons. Gene Ontology annotation, molecular function: cysteine-type endopeptidase activity; protein binding. The record is from RefSeq and is a predicted model, not a curated record. Gene Ontology annotation, biological process: negative regulation of extrinsic apoptotic signaling pathway via death domain receptors; proteolysis.
CGGCUUUUACCGUCCGAAAGCGAAAGUGGAAAACAGAGCAAAUUGAAUCGGGCGAUGGACUUCAGCCGAGGUGCUGUAGCUUAAUUUUAAAAAAUCUAUUUCCCACUUUCUUACGUUACCUUCACUAACUAAUGUAGGCUAUGUUCCAGCUACAUUAACACUAUUCUCGCCGACAUGAACAUUCAUCGCACUGCAGGUCGGGAAGCAGAGCGCUUGGAAGUGCUGCAUAAGAUCGAUUCGGAGCUUGAUUCAAACGAUGUGGCCGCGCUCAAGUUUCUGUGCAGGGACCUCGUACCGCAGAAACAUCUGGAGCGCGUUUGUGACGGAAGGGAUCUCUUCAUGCGGCUGAAGGACCAAGGGCUCCUGGAAGACGGUUUUCUGGGAGAGCUGUUGCAUAUAAUACGACGCAUGGACCUGCUUCGAAAGCUGGGGAUCAACUGUGCUGAGAUCCAGGGCAGAAGGGCUACCAGAAUCUCUCCUUAUCGGAAGAUGCUAUAUAAUCUGUCUGAAGAAGUGACAGAGGAGAAUCUCAGAGCCAUUAAGUUCUUGUUGAAGCUCCCCAGGGGCAAAUUGGAGACCAGUGCGACUUUCUUGGAUGUGCUGGUUGCCAUGGAGAAACAGGAGCUGCUGAGAGAGGACUCUCUGGAGGUGCUGCAGAAUGUGUUUGACUCGUGUGACAAGCAGCUGGCCACAAGAGUGCGGGAGUUUGCAGAGCAGAGGGCAGACCUACCUUCUCCAGCAGAGGGCCAUAAUUUAAACCAUGCCCCAUGCCAGGAGUCAUCUGUGCCCAGCUACAUGGACAGUAGCCCUAGCCUUUCUCUCCCGGCUGAUGGCAGGCAACAGCCACCCACUUCAGUACAGCCGACCGAGAAUGCAUCUGUCCCAGAGCCGAGUCCCAGAGAUUUUCCCUCACGGACACCUAUGGACAGUCAACUAUCUGUGGACACCGUGCCAGAAUCCACGUGUGAGGAGGUUUAUGACAUGAGGCGUCAACCGCGAGGCCACUGCAUCAUCAUCAACAACUACGACUUUGGGGAGGCCUCGAGAAAACACCCGGAACUGAACCUGGGAAAGCGUGACGGCACAGACAGAGAUGCAAGGGCCCUGGACGAGGUGUUCUCGAGGCUGCACUUCACGGUGCAUCACCGCAGGGACCUGGGUGAGGCAGAGCUGCUGGCGGCGGUGGAGGAGUUUGGCAGGCUGAGGCAUGGCCAACUGGACGCCUUCGCGUGCUGCGUGCUCUCGCACGGGAAGAAGGGCGCGGUGUACGGCACGGACGGAGGCGCGGUGCCCAUCCGCCAGCUCACCCAGCCCUUCACCAGCAGCCGCUGCCCCUCGCUGGCCGGGAAGCCCAAGCUCUUCUUCAUCCAGGCCUGCCAGGCGCAGGACGAGGAGCCGCCCGCCCGGGCCGACGGGCCAGAGGACCCCUACGACACCGAUGCCGGCCCCGUGGGGCCCGACACCAUCCCCAACGACUCGGACUUCCUGCUGGGAAUGGCCACUGUGGAGGACCGCAAGUCCUAUCGCCACACCUACAGGGGCUCCGCCUUCAUCCAGGAGCUCUGCGAGCAGCUCAAGUGGGGCUGUCCCAGGGAAGAAGACAUCCUGUCGAUCAUGACCAGAGUGAAUCGAAAGGUGAGCAGCACAAGUUUAGGAAAGUUCAAGCAGAUGCCAGAACCCCGGUACACACUGACCAAGAAGCUGAUCAUGUCCAUGGACUGAGAUGCACUGUGCCCUCCACGCCUGCCAUCAGACACAGUGCCCCGUCCUUCAGAAGCUCAGAGACCAUUGUGCUGUGGCCUGACCAUUGGAAGGAGCAGCUUUUAUCCAUCACAUGAUCAGUGCUUUCACCUGUGUACUUUUUAAAGGACUGGACAUAUUUUGCAGUUUUAUAAAAAAAAAUGUAUCUUGAAUCUUGGUGGGCAUUUUUAUGCCCAAUUAAAAGCAAAUUAUUAUA